Molecule: messenger RNA, 1446 nt
Organism: Asterias rubens (European starfish)
Lineage: Eukaryota; Metazoa; Echinodermata; Asteroidea; Forcipulatida; Asteriidae
Product: GTP cyclohydrolase 1 feedback regulatory protein-like
Exons: 3
Coding region: 170-478 (102 amino acids)
Biological process (GO): negative regulation of biosynthetic process
Cellular component (GO): cytoplasm; nucleus
Molecular function (GO): GTP cyclohydrolase binding
Source: RefSeq, a predicted model, not a curated record
AGGAAACCCCUGGACGGACAACACCAACAUCAUCAGUGGAACUGAGCAGCUGGGUCCAGCUCUUUGAUUGGAAUUUCUAUUUCUGCCUACUUCUAAGACACCGUUUCUAAGAUCUCAACCGUUCUACCCAUUUUCCGGCUAUUCUACAGUACUACGGCUUGAUGUCAAAAUGCCCUACAUAUUUGUGAGCACGCAAAUAAGACUCGAGUGUGGUCCUACAAUAUGUGGUGAUGAGCAUUCUGAUCCAGAGCUAAUGAACUACCUCGGAGCUAAACUCGUCAAGCAGAUGGGAAAUAAUUUCAAGGAGUAUUGCACAGAGGAAAUACCACGAUUGGUCCUGAACAAACUAGAGAGGCGGGGCUACAGAGUGGUCAGCCAAUCAGGGGCCGGUCAGACAAUGAUUUGGACCUUACGUAAGCCGGACACAUCAGACAGUAACGCAAUGAAUGGACCAGGAAGUCUGGAAGAACAAAUUUAGAAAAUUAUGCAGAUUGUACUAGUACACCCAGGCCUGGAAUUACACAAGAGGCCAUGUACUCUGUUGCCCCAUGUCUUGGCCUUGGUGCCCCCCUUGACAAGAUUCCCAUAGACUUCAAAUGGAAAAUUUGCAAAAUGAAAAUGGUCUUGCCCUAUCAAAGAUGAAAUUCCAGCCUGUGCUUUGUCAAUGGGAGAAAGACAGUUCAAUUGAGUCUGCUGUUCAGGAUUAUGAUUCAGUGACUUUUGCAGUUAAUACAUAAAUGUGGGAAGUCCGUAUUAUUUGCAUAAAAUACCAGCAACAGAAAAAAGAGCAACUGAAGUCUUCAGCACAUAGUUGUACAAAGGCCACCAACAAGGCUGAAUAGGAAAUUGUUCUUUUUGUGUGAGAAAUUUCCCUUACUAUUCCAAUAAAAUGGCCUCUAUACAUGGAAUUGAAAAGGUCGUGGGUUUGAAUCCCACCCGAGUAAUAUACCUGUGAUUUUGUUCACAGAGCUUAGGAAAGUACUGAAUAUACAGUGCUAACAUACAUAGGUGUGUACGGGUAAAAACCAAAAUUAAUACAAUGAUGUUUAUAGAUACAAACAAGGGAACACAAUUUAACACUGUUUGGCUUUGUGUCUGUGUUUAUGUGUCGGUAUAGAAUUAGCAUAAUAGUCUGUGUGAAUAAGUAUCAAUCUGUGUGUGUAGAAUACUUCUUGAAGUCUGUUUUACAAAAUGGUCUUCGCUUUCUGACAAAUAUCCAAAAUGACACAAUCAUGAUCUUGAGUUAAAAUGCCUGAAAACUAAAUAAUGUGAAGUAAUUUGUCUCCUGACAAUGACCAGAGCUAACUAGUCGAAACAUUGAGACCAAUUUAUGAACUCACUUCGCGGUGGUGCAGUUCAUUACGAUCCUUUAAGCUAAAGUUGCAAGGGUCGUGGGUUCGAAUCCCACCCGAGUAACAUGCCUGUGAUAGUUUUUCACAGGACUCG